Triticum dicoccoides is the source of this 954-nucleotide messenger RNA. Its product is annotated as serine carboxypeptidase 24-like. NCBI's taxonomy places the organism in Eukaryota, Viridiplantae, Streptophyta, Magnoliopsida, Poales, Poaceae. Gene Ontology annotation, molecular function: serine-type carboxypeptidase activity. The transcript has 4 exons. The coding region runs from base 110 to 826 and encodes 238 amino acids. Gene Ontology annotation, biological process: brassinosteroid mediated signaling pathway; proteolysis. The record is from RefSeq and is a predicted model, not a curated record. Gene Ontology annotation, cellular component: vacuole.
GAAUCUUCCAUCUUUUUGUUGAUCGUGAUGACGUACCCAGGUGGGGAACGCGGUGACCGACAACUACUACGACAACAUCGGCACCGUGACCUACUGGUGGACGCACGCCAUGAUCUCCGACGGCACCUACCGGGCCAUCCUCAAGCUCUGCAACUUCAGCAGCGCCAACGUCUCGAAUGCCUGCAACCGCGCCAUGAGCUACGCCAUGAACCACGAGUUCGGGGACAUCGACCAGUACAGCAUCUACACGCCCUCCUGCCACGCCACCUCUGACUCGUCGGCGGCAUCCGGCAACUCCACUGCACCCCGCAGGCACCGCCGUGCAGUGCUCAGGUUCAAGGACACCCUCAUCCGCCGGAGGUCCAACAGCUACGACCCCUGCACCGAGACCUACGCCGAGAAGUACUACAACCGGCUCGACGUGCAGAGGGCCAUGCACGCCAACACCACCAGGAUCCCCUACAGAUGGACCGCCUGCAGUGAUGUGCUCAUCAAGACAUGGAACGACUCCGAGUUGUCGAUGCUGCCGACGUACAGGAUGCUGAUCAAGGCUGGGAUCAGGAUAUGGGUGUUCAGCGGCGACAUGGAUUCGGUUGUCCCGGUGACAGCGACGAGGUUUUCGCUCAGUCACCUUGGUCUGAAGACUAAGAUCCGCUGGUACCCAUGGUACUCAGCCGGUCAGGUAGGAGGGUGGUCUGAGGUGUAUGAAGGGCUGACAUUUGCGUCGGUGAGAGGCGCAGGGCAUGAGGUGCCACUGUUCCAGCCAAGGAGGGCCUUCAGGAUGUUCGUGUCAUUCCUGGCGGGGAAGCCAUUGCCCAAAUCCUGAAGGUGAACUGAUGAUGUGCAGCGUGAUGCCUAGCUAAAGGUCUGAAAACUGUGUAAGAUGGAUGGAGAGAGUGAUGUAGAGUGCCUGCAAGUAGUAGAAAAUAACUAGUAGUAGUUCAUUGGUGACGA